Molecule: messenger RNA, 1132 nt
Organism: Solanum verrucosum
Lineage: Eukaryota; Viridiplantae; Streptophyta; Magnoliopsida; Solanales; Solanaceae
Product: gamma-glutamyl hydrolase 1-like
Exons: 10
Coding region: 13-1020 (335 amino acids)
Biological process (GO): tetrahydrofolylpolyglutamate metabolic process
Cellular component (GO): vacuole
Molecular function (GO): gamma-glutamyl-peptidase activity
Source: RefSeq, a predicted model, not a curated record
UUUUUUAAGAAAAUGUCUAACUACUUCCUCAUUUCCCUUCUCACUACCUCUCUCUUCCUUGUGGUUACCGCCAUUGAGUCGGGGGAACUGUUUGUCCCCGCCGGCUGCCCUUUGCCCGACCAUAACCUUAAUUACCGGCCAGUCAUCGGGAUUAUCAGUCAUCCCGGUGACGGAGACUCCGGUCGAAUAAAUAAUUCAACCGGAGUGUCCUACAUUGCUGCUUCGUAUGUGAAGCUAGUUGAAUCAGGGGGUGCUAGGGUCAUUCCACUUCUCUUUGAUGAUUCUCCUCAACUUCUCGAUCAAAAACUUAAUCUAGUAAAUGGAGUGAUCUUCCCAGGAGGCUGGGCUAAGAAAGGACACUAUUUUGAGACUAUCAAAGCAAUUUUUAGGAAAGUUUUGGAGAAGAAUGAUGCCGGAGAACAUUUCCCUCUCCUUGUCAUCAACCAUGGAUUUGAGCUUUUGAUGAUGAUUGUAUCCAAGGACAACAACAUUCUUGAGAAAUUCAGUGUAUCAAAUCAGGCAACCAAACUCCAUUUUGUGGAAACUGUAAAUAUUGAAGAUACAGUAUUUGGGAGGUUCCCACCUACAUUAAUAAAGAAGUUGAGUAAAGAAUGCCUUGUGCUACAAAGUCAUAAGUAUGGUUUAUCACCAGAAAAAUUUCAAGCAAAUGAUGAUCUAUCUAGCUUUUUCAUUAUGUUGACUACUAGCACAGACACACGCAACAAGGUCUAUGUCUCUACUCUUAAAGCAGAGAACUAUCCCAUAACUGCUUUACAGUGGCACCCAGAGAAAAGUGCUUUUGAAUGGGGAUCAUCAGCAAUUCCACAUACUGAAGAUGCAGUUCAAGUGACUCAACUUGUUGCCAACUAUUUUGUCAGUGAAGCAAGAAAGUCUUCUAAUAAAGCUCAAAAAGUACUUGACAAUCUCAUCUACAAUUACAAUCCCACUUAUAGUGGAAAGACUGGGAAAGGUUACGAUGAGGUUUACGUUUUCAACAGUCCUGCUGUGAACUCUGUUUAGAUGCAGAGGAAAUGCAUAUGAUCUUACUAAGAGUAUUAGAAUAACUGUGAUGGUAUGAUUAGGUAAUUGAAGAGACAUUUCGAGUUGUAAUUGAAACUAUUCAUGCUUCAAG